AGGUGGUGCAGCCUUGGACAAUAUGGCUACUGCUCUGCAGUCCUUGAGAAAAGUUGGGCUGCUUGCGCCACGGAUCUCCCCAAGUCCUUGGGUGGCGAGCCCAGGAUCCACUUGCUGCCGCUGCCCUCUCGGAGCUAAAAGAUACCUACUUACAGAUAGUAUUAUGAAAUUAAAGGAAUUUCAACAUAAGAAGGUGGCUGUUGCAUAUAAUCUUUCUGGCAACAAAGAAACUUAUUUUAGAAACUUGGAAGAGAAAUUGACCCAGAACAAACUCAUCUUGAAGGACGAGCUGAAAACCUUGCUUCAUUUGUGUCAGUCCCAGGAGGACAUGGAGCUGGCUAAAAAUGUCAUUCACAGGUACCAUGCAGAAAAUAGAAAUAUGACUUUGGGGGAAUAUAAAUUUGGACCAAUUUUCAUGAGGCUGUGUUAUGAGAUGGAUCUUGAGGAAUUUGCAGUGGAGCUCAUCAAAGACCAGCAUUUACGAGGUUUCUUUGCAGACCCCACAUCAUUCAAUAUUUUGAUGGAUAUGUUAUUUAUCAAGGAGAAAUACGAAAGUGCAUUGGAAAUAUUGAUAGAGAUGAAAAACCAGGAUGUGAAGUUCGCCCAAGAUACCUAUGUCCUUGCUUUUGCAAUUUGCUACAAGCUGAACAGCCCAGAAUCUUUUAAAAUCUGUACUACAUUAAGAGAAGACGCCCUAGUCAAAGGAGACAUUGUCUCCAGGAGAGCAUCCUGUUUUGCUGUGGCGUUAGCUCUGAAUCAGAGUGAAGUGGCCAAAGCUGCAUCCAUAUUUUCUCAAAUCAUGAAUCCAGAGACCAUAACCUGCACUAAUUUAAAUAUCAUGAUCCAUAUUCAGUCAAAUAUGUUGGAAACCCUAAUAGAGAUACUGCAAGGUGCUGCAGAAGGAAAUUUAUCCAGAUUUGUGAAAAGACAGGAGUUCUCUGAGGAAGUGCUGGCCAGAGUGAGGGAAAAAGUGAAGGAUGUACCCAACCUUGUGGACCGAUUUGAGGACAUCUAUGAGAAACUACAUAUACAUGGCCAUGUGACUUCUUACACUCUUGAUGCUCUGCUCUGCCAUACCCCCAGGGACAAGAAUUCUCAUACUCCACUACUAAACAGGAGGAGGGUCAGCCAGCGUACCCUCCAGCCCCUUAGCCAGCCCCUAUUUGCCGAGUAACACUAUUUUUAACUUUCCUCUGGGUCUGAGGGGCCUGCUUCAAAUGAACAAUUGGCUUCUCUAAGAAAUCAGGCCUCUUACUUCAGUGGAUGUUGUGCUAACACUUGGUCUCCCUGUAUCACAAGUUCACUGAAUGAUGGCAUGCUGAGCAGUGAAGUUUCUUUGUUGUGCUGCUGUGAAGAUCUGGAUCAAGCAAAGAAAGGUCAGCUCCCUCAAAGGCAGUCUUCCCCUGUGUCACUGUUGAGGAAGGAGUAUGAUUUGAGUCUUCAGUGCAGCUUGUAGUACCUGAAUAGAUUCCACUGAGCAAUCAUCAGGAAUGAACUACACCAGAAGUGUGAUCUUCCCUGUUUUUCAAGAGAGUAAUUGGUUUUAAUAAUACCCUUGCUGAUUUUAGGAGCUCCAAAACCCUGUCCUACCAUGUUGGGAAACAGCCAAGGUUUUUCCCACUGCCCUGCCAUCAUUUAAUUCUCUGACCCUACAUAGAACACUUGAGCCCUCAUUUUUCUAUCUGCAAAUAAUAGUGUCUAUGUGUGUUGGCAUAAUGACUUGAAAUCUUCAUCCAAGGUUCAUUUUAUUCAAGUAUUCUCAAAAAUAAGAGAAAUAAAAAGAUACCUGAGCAAACUU
Molecule: messenger RNA, 1798 nt
Organism: Heterocephalus glaber (naked mole-rat)
Lineage: Eukaryota; Metazoa; Chordata; Mammalia; Rodentia; Bathyergidae
Gene: Ptcd2
Product: pentatricopeptide repeat domain 2
Biological process (GO): multicellular organism development; regulation of mRNA processing; mitochondrion organization
Cellular component (GO): mitochondrion
Molecular function (GO): RNA binding; protein binding
Source: RefSeq, a predicted model, not a curated record